Haliotis rufescens (red abalone) is the source of this 3633-nucleotide messenger RNA. RefSeq names its product F-box/LRR-repeat protein fbxl-1-like. Gene Ontology annotation, molecular function: protein binding. Lineage: Eukaryota; Metazoa; Mollusca; Gastropoda; Lepetellida; Haliotidae. Gene Ontology annotation, cellular component: SCF ubiquitin ligase complex. The record is from RefSeq and is a predicted model, not a curated record. The transcript has 7 exons. Bases 229 to 1797 code for a protein of 522 amino acids. Gene Ontology annotation, biological process: SCF-dependent proteasomal ubiquitin-dependent protein catabolic process; positive regulation of protein ubiquitination.
UAUUGGUACGGAAUGUUACCUUUGACCCUCAGCUCUAUUCCUGGCAGUCCUUUUCUCGCGGGAAAGUGAGAAGACACCGCGAAGAAGAUGCGAGCGAGGGGAAGGAUGUAUCCGGGCUGAAUACGUCUAAAAAAAAACAGCAGAUGGAAGCAGAGAGUAACAAGAGGCGUUCCGGGGAAUGAGACGGGAAGGGUGUUGGAUCGGGGCGAAGGUCGUCUACUGAAGAAUAUGGAUUUUCUGAGCAAGACUUCAAUCUACGAUAUAGCUCAAGAUGCCUCCCAAGUCGCCAGUCACCACGACACGGAUAAUGCGCGAUUCCUUAGACCGGUGGUGACAAUCGAAAAAGUUCCAGACAAGCUCUUGCUCAAUGCCUUCUCAUUUCUGAAGCACAAGGAACUUGGGAGAGUGGCACAGGUGUGUCGGAAAUGGCGUCUGCUUGCUUAUGACAGUCGGCUAUGGCAGAGCGUGUCGCUCCGCCCGGAAUUCUCAGGUCUACAUGUUAACCACAUAGAAACUCUAAUGGCGCUGAUAAGUCUUCGGUUUGGUGUCACCCUCAAAUAUAUUGAGCUGCCAAGUGAACUUAUUCAAGCCCCUGUGUUACAUGAACUAUCAAACAAAUGCCCAAAUCUUCGAAACAUGACCUUGGACUUUUCGAAUGCCAUGCAGCUCCAUGACUUUAAUGACCUCAAUGCCUUCCCCUGCAAUUUGCGAAGUCUCUGUAUCUGUCUCUCGGAGGUCAUCUUUCUGGAAGGGUUCAUGCGCAGAAUAUAUAGCUGUUUGUCAUCACUUGAAGUCAUGCAUUUGAUAGGAACAUUUGAGCUGUCUACGGAGUCUGAUGAAGACAGCUAUGAAGUCAUCAACAUCAGCAAGAUCAAAGCGCACACGCCAAACUUAAAGAUUGUCAACUUUUAUGGAAUCGGUUUCAUUGAUGACUCCCACAUCGAACUGUUGACCUCCAACUGCAUCCAUCUGGAGACUCUGGCGCUCAACUUCUGUCUCCGUGUUCGAGGAUCGUCUUUCAAGACCCUGAUACAGCGCUGCAAGAAGCUGAAGUCCCUCCUCCUGCAGCACACAGGUGUUGAAGACGCGCACAUGCAGAGUGUGCCGUGGGAGACGUCCAUGGUCAAUGAACUGGAUCUCACUUCGACAGAGCUUUCAGCAGAGUGCUUGGAGAACGUGCUCACCCGGAUGCCUGGGUUCACGUACCUUGGUCUCGGGCACUGCGAGUUCUUUUCAGAUAAAGUAUUGGAAAAGUUGAUGGAGAAAGGCAAGUUCAACCGCCUCCAAGCCCUGGAUGUGAGCCACACCCACGCUCUCUCCGAGAACACGCUGUACCAAUUCCUGCAGCUCCACGGACCCAAUCUCCGUGGCUUGAUGUUGGCAGGGAAGCCCAAGCUUACAGAGAACUUCUGGCUGAAUGUCAUUCCAUUCUUGAAGAAAAUGCAAGUGUGUGGUCUUGGCACUGCGAAUGGCUGGUUCCUGAAGAUGUCUAGCCGUGUCCAUGUGGACCAGAUCGUGGAGGCGUUCGCCCAACACUGCCCCAAGCUGCUGCGUGUGGAGAUUCAGUGGGACCCGGACACCAUCAGAUACAGCGACAAGAGCAACAAGUUCAUAGAUCAUCUCAGGUUGCGCUGCCCCCACUUAAAGUCCUUUACACUGAGUGAUGGGGAGUACUACGAAAUGGUCAAGUCAAAUUUCGAGCGAGCUGACCGUCUGAAAGUUGUUCGGACAACCACCAACUACAGCACAAGUAUCGUCUGCUUGCUGGCUAAUUACAGUGACUUGUUGUUUAACUGAUACAAGCGAACACGUGGCUGAAUGAUCUAACUUUCAUUAGUGUAUGUGGAUUCAGUGGUCAUGCCGUUUCCUAAAAAAAAUGAGAAAAUAUUAAGACCAUUAUCUGGGACUCCUGAGUCUUUCUACCUGAGACUGGUCCCCUGGAACUGAUCCUCUGUUGUAGGAUGUUGAGCACAGAGUGGUCGGUCUCCUAAACACAGGCAGGGGUUAGGGUCAUUACAUCAAACCAAAUAUUUUCUUGUUUUAACUAUGUAUCAACAUGCUAAGACAGGGUCAAUAAAAAUAAUGGUUUUCAGGGUUAAUUAUAGGUUAAUUACAAAAUAACUUAAAAAUGUUUUGCCAAGAAAAGUUACAUUAUGUUUUUUGUGGAAUUGAGGUAAGGAUUUCCUGAUAGAUAAGAAAAAUACAUUGGUGUGGCUUCAGAAAUAGUACACCCUUUUCAUGGUUCUGAAAACAAAGGUCUGUUGAACUAUUUAAAACUAACAAGAACAUAAAAAGGUCUGUUUCGUUAGAAAGUGGAAAAGGUCCUAGCUCUCUCCUCACCCUUAAGUCGAUGAAUCUAAAUUUGUCAUGAAUGUUAUAUUGUCAAGGUGUAUUGUAAUCAUGACACAGAACAGAAUUUGAUUGUAUUGUCAAGGUCAACAAUUAUUAUAUGUUCAGAUUCUGAAUUAAGACCCAACUUGUACCACAAGUUAAGUGACACUGAUGAUGCACAAGCUGGCUGGCAUUAUUGUCAUGGAUAACAUCAGUAUGUGUGGUGUACUCUUCAAAAUGUUGCCAAGAAUAAUGAACUCUAGACAAUACCAACCAAAACCUUUGAAAGAAAAAAUAAGUUUGAAUUAAUAAUGUUUUUCAGUAACAUAUAGGAAUACCAGAAAUACAUAUUACUCAAAAGAAGUGUAAAGGACCACAAUUGGCUGUCAUGACAGAUUAACUAUCGUAAUAUGUAAGAAGCGGUGGUCCUUAACUUCUUUUGAGUAGUAUAUGCCAGACAUUGAUGGUACAGUGUUAUGUAUGGCUCGUAUGAUCUCACAAUACUCUAAUGAUUUUAGACUGACUGUCGUUUCUUGAUGUAAAAUCCAAAUGGCUGAAGAAAUCGAAAUGUUGCCUGUUUCUGUAGUCUGGUACUGCAGCAGUAAUAAGGAUGUCAUUGACAUCAAUAGGUUCAACUUGGGCUUCCUCUAUGAUCAAAGCUGACCUGUAUCAGCCGGUCGCACAGAAACUCUGAAAUAGUAUCUCAUCAUUUUCAAUUUAUUAUUCCAUAAUGGUUAAGAUAAUAAAUAUAGUGUUUGAUCUUGUAAUCGUUAUAGACGCCCAUCACGGUUUGAUUCCCAAUACUGCUGGAUUCAGUGCAACCAUUCAUGUCAUACUUUGAGAUCAUUUUCUAAAAAAUCGCUACAAUGAACAAGAAAAGUUAGGAUCAUGAAUAUUUUGUGGGAUAUUUUUAUUUAAUUUUUUGUUGUCAUAACAGAAAUAUGUCCCCCAAAUAUUCAUGAUCCGUAACCUUUUUUUUUCAGGAAAUAAUCAUGUAUUUUGAAUCAGGGCUAUUAAGACAACUGUUCAUCAAUGUAACAUUUCAGAAAGAGAUCUGCUGGUGAUUAAAAGAAAUAGUUUAUGGGCUCUUUUUCUAAAUUGUCACUUUUUGUUUUAUUAAUUACUUUAGAGAUUUCCAGAGUUUAAAAAUCAGGAAAGUAAAAAAAUUAAUAUAUUCUCAAUUGAAAGGUUUUUUUUUUACUACCGAGUCUGAUACAUCAUUUAGCAAUAAAAUAUAUCUCAAUUAUUUUCAUACAUGUCCCAACACAAGCUAUUAAAACUCACUAUGACAGUUGUUCACAA